Eupeodes corollae is the source of this 1085-nucleotide messenger RNA. RefSeq lists its product as uncharacterized. Lineage: Eukaryota; Metazoa; Arthropoda; Insecta; Diptera; Syrphidae. The record is from RefSeq and is a predicted model, not a curated record. Bases 29 to 1009 code for a protein of 326 amino acids. The transcript is spliced from 4 exons.
ACAGUUCUUGGCUUAAGUUUCAUCAGCAAUGAAGUUGUUUAUCUCGGUUUUUAUUUUGGCUACCCUUGGUCUUGGUGGACUAGUUGAGGCUAAGGACACUGCAUUGGUUUGUGGCGAUUCGACCUCCGCUAAGACGGUAUCAAUGGUGUCACCAUAUUCACCUCCAAACUUAUGUGAAUACACAAUUUCGGCUAAGAGCAAGUCAAUUUGUCAGAUGCGUAUUGAUUUCAGCAUUUCUAUGGCCCAACCCGUGUUCCCAAGUUCGAAGAACGACCUUAAGAUUCCCGAAUGUACCGAAGAAAGCCUUACGAUUAAUGACUUCAUAUUCUGUGGUGCUGAAACGGAUCAGCACAUCUACGUUCCUAUCAACACAAAAGCUGGCAUUGAUUCAGUUAAAAUCUCCUUCGACAUAGCCCAGCGCAAAGGAACAUCGAAGCUGCCACCUCUUUCCUGGAAUGUUAAGGUCACUCAGGUGGAGUGUCCUUCGGGAGUAAGAUUCAUCAGGAACUCAGAUCCAGAGCCUCGCCUGUUUUCCUCCAAGGACGCAUCCCUUUUGGCUCCAGCUGGAUGUGAUCAGUAUUAUCCAGAUGACAGUGGAACAAUUAAAUCCUUCAACUUCAACGAUGGGAAGGGUAUUUAUCCCCUCAAUAUGGAAUAUGUUAUGUGCUUUGGAAGAGCUAUUGACACAACUGGAUUGCAAAUCACAGCUGAGAGCUUCAAUGUCGGACAAGAUAAAGACAGAUUUCCUAUUUAUACGCAAACCGAUAUCCACUGUUAUCCCCAAUUGGUAACUGAAGAACGUGUCGAGGACUACCUGAUGAUUCCACAGGCUAUAGUCGAGGAAAACUCAGUUAGAGCAACUUACUUCUGUGGGCAGAGUAUAAAUGGAUUGAAUGUUUUGAGCGAGAACCCGGGUCCAAUAUUUAUGGUUUUCAAAAGUGGUUCUGUCUAUAGGAAUUCAUCUAAAGCACUGGGCUUUUCACUGAAAUACCAAAUGAUGUACGCAUGAAAGCUUAAGAUAAAAAAAAAUAAAUCUUUAAAGUUUCAAAUAAGAAUAAAUAUGGAAGCUUUAGUACUAAAGUAAA